Labeo rohita (rohu) is the source of this 7821-nucleotide messenger RNA. It is a transcript of the gene cacnb4a, whose product is annotated as calcium channel, voltage-dependent, beta 4a subunit. Gene Ontology annotation, cellular component: voltage-gated calcium channel complex. Gene Ontology annotation, biological process: regulation of voltage-gated calcium channel activity; neuromuscular junction development; calcium ion transmembrane transport. The coding region runs from base 328 to 1785 and encodes 485 amino acids. Lineage: Eukaryota; Metazoa; Chordata; Actinopteri; Cypriniformes; Cyprinidae. The transcript is spliced from 12 exons. The record is from RefSeq and is a predicted model, not a curated record. Gene Ontology annotation, molecular function: high voltage-gated calcium channel activity; protein binding.
GCUUUGUCAUCAGCUUCUGAUUGAGGAAGGCUCUGUUUUCCUGCUCUGUUUGUAGAAGCUUGAUAAAAUGCCAGGUCUCUGCAGCCUCUGGGGAGAGCCCCACUUCUCUAUGAUGUGAUCGGUCACGUUUCAUCCUCAUUAAUACAAAACGCUGGCUUCAGGAGCGAAAGAGGCGACUGCCGUCUGCUAGACGUUCCUCCUUCGGUGGUCUUUCUGUGGGCAAGGGGAUUGUAAGCGAGCCCUGUUAGAAAUACUCUCGCUGGAGCUUCCUUAUCCCACAUUUGCAUUUGAUCGUUAAGGUGAUCCUUUGGGAUAUAUCAGACCUCCAUGUACGACAAUUUGUACCUGCAUGGAUUUGAAGACUCAGAGGCGGGUUCCGCCGAUUCCUACACUAGCAGACCAUCCGACUCAGAUGUCUCUUUGGAUGAGGAGCAGGGCGGCCGGCAGGAGAAAGAACAGCAGGCCACCGUUCAGCUGGAGAGGGCAAAGGCCAAAGCAGUAGCCUUUGCCGUGAGGACGAAUGUCAGCUACUGUGGUGCGCUGGAUGAAGAUGUUCCUGUCGCUGGCACUGCCAUUUCCUUUGAUGCGAAAGACUUCCUUCACAUCAAGGAGAAGUACAACAAUGACUGGUGGAUUGGGCGACUGGUGAAAGAAGGUUGUGAUAUCGGCUUCAUUCCCAGUCCCUUGAAACUAGAGAACAUUCGCCUACAGCAGGAGCAAAAAAGAGGCCGCUUCCAUGGGAAGUCUAGUGGGAACUCCUCUUCCAGUCUGGGUGAAAUGGUGUCAGGAACCUUCAAGCCCAACCCUGCUUCUGCAGGUAAACAGAAACAGAAAGUGGCCGAGCACAUUCCUCCAUAUGAUGUGGUCCCUUCCAUGAGGCCGGUGGUCUUAGUUGGCCCAUCACUUAAGGGAUAUGAGGUGACAGAUAUGAUGCAGAAAGCACUCUUUGAUUUCCUGAAACACAGGUUUGAAGGCAGGAUAUCAAUCACAAGAGUAACUGCAGACAUCUCUUUGGCCAAGAGAUCUGUGCUGAAUAACCCUAGUAAGAGAGCCAUCAUUGAGAGAUCCAACACCAGAUCCAACUUGGCGGAGGUUCAGAGCGAGAUCGAGCGAAUCUUUGAAUUGGCCAGAUCCCUUCAGCUGGUUGUGCUGGAUGCUGACACGAUCAACCAUCCAGCCCAGCUCAUUAAGACUUCUUUAGCUCCCAUUAUUGUCCAUGUCAAAGUAUCAUCUCCCAAGGUAUUGCAGCGGCUGAUCAAAUCACGAGGGAAGUCUCAAAGCAAGCAUUUAAAUGUACAACUGGUGGCAGCAGACAAAUUAGCUCAGUGUCCUCCAGAAAUGUUUGAUGUAAUUUUGGAUGAGAACCAGCUUGAGGAUGCAUGUGAACAUCUGGCUGAGUAUCUGGAGGCCUACUGGCGUGCAACUCACACUUCCCUCAGCACUCCUCUGAAUCCUCUGUUGGGUCGCAACCUGGGCUCCACUGCGCUUUCACCAUACCCCACAGCCAUCUCUGGACUGCAGAGCCAAAGAAAUAAAAACAGCAAUCACAUCAGCGACAACUCUCCAAUGGAGCGACGUAGCUUGAUGACGUCCGAUGAGAACUACCACAACAACGAGCGGCAAAAGAAGAGUCAUAACCGUCUAUCCUCCAGCUCCCAGCAAAGUCGUGACCACUACCCUCUGGUAGAGGAGGACUACCAUGAUCCCUAUCAAGACGCGUACAAACCUCACCGCAACCGGGGCUCCCCCGGGGGCUACAGUAACGACUCGCGGCACAGACUCUGAACGUCCAAACAACUACAGCCAGAGCUAUGAGAUAAAUCUCAAGUAAUUGUGUAAACCCUUUCUGAAAAUGCAGUGCAUUGCGUUCACUCCAUUUAUGGGCCAUCUUAACUAAAAGCAAAAUCCAAGCACCCGGUCCGUCUAUGUAAGGCAGUUGUUUGCAGCCCCUGUGCAUGUCUUGCGCAGUUGGAGGUGCUGAUUUUAUCUGCAGUGGUUGAGAUAGGAUGCUCUUCUGGAGGAGUGACAACUAUAGUACCAUCUGGUCAAUUCAAGUAGAGGCCUAAGCCCUGCAUCUAAUUGCUAACCAAAGCCCUGCACUGUCUAUAUCUGCAGGAUGUUUUGUGGUGGCAUGCUAAUUUCACCCUGAACCAGUGCCGGCAUGCAGAAAUGCUCAACGGUGCCAAGACCCAAUCAGCACAGAGCCUUUUUGCACGAUUUCAGUAGCCAAUGAAAGUGUCAUGCAUUCACCGUUCUGUUUCUUCCUGUAUCAGUAUUGUCUCUUUUUUUGCCCAAACAGCCUCAGGUACGAAGCAGGAAUGCUUUAUAGGUGCCAAAAUCCAAGAGGUUUCUUUUCCCGCUGUCUAUUUUCAUAUUAAUAUCUGCAGAUAGUGUCAACAGGUACUAUUUUCUGAGCAAAAUACAAAAGAUAGCAACAUAUUAUCCUUUUUUACGUACACCAUAAUGCCUAUAGAUCACUCAGCACAGGCCUACAAGUGGGAUGUUGUUGCAAAAAAAAUGAUGCCAGAGUACCAGUAUCAGGUAGGUUUUAUCAUAUUAAAUUACUCUGUUAUUGGUAGUAAUAGUAGAACGAAUCUCAUGAAACCUUACAAGAUUUCCAGAUUAUAUUUCAGCCAAAAAUCAGAAGAAAAAACAUAAAAAUAUAAAUAAUUUAAAUACAAUGAAGCUUGUUUUAGGAUAAUCAAGACAUUAUUUUCAUGAAAGUUAAGCAUCCCCUCCUCUAUUUUAAUUUUGUUUACAUUGUGAAGAAUUAUGCAUCAUGAUAGUAUUUGUUAUAUCGCCAUUCAUUUUACAAAUUUUAAUAUCAAUUAAAUAGUGUUAUAUAAAAAUAAUGGCACGACAUAUUAAGUUAAUAAAUAAGAAUUUGAGGGUGCCAUGUGCUUAAUUAUCAUUAAAGUAAUAUUAUAAUAAAAAAACAUGCCCUAAAGAGCUGUAUUUUCUUUAUGCUAAAUAUAGGGGUUUAUUUAUGUAUGUAUUUAUUUAUUUAUUUAUUUUUGGUGGAAUGUGACCUGAGCAUGUUUUAUGAGAUUCUCAGGGGUUUUGUUGAACUCAUAUCACACUGUUUUUUUUAAAGAAACGACACAAUAGCCUGUGUCAUUGAAAUACAGUGCCUUGUGAAAGUAUUCAAACCCCUUCAUUUUUUUCCAUGUUUCAAAGUUCAAACUGCUUUAAAUAACUUUUUUUCCACAUUAAUCUACACUCCAUACACCAUAAUGACAAAGUACAAAAACUGAUUUGUGACAACUUUGCAAAUGUGUUAAUUAAAAAACUGAAAUAAGUACAUUGCAUAAGUAUUCAUACACGGGUUCAAGUCAAGGCUAUGGCUGGGCUACUCAAGGACAUUCACAGAGUUGUCUAUAAGCCACUCUUGUUGUGUGCUUAGGCUCAUUGUCCUGUUAGAAGGUGAACCUUCUGCCCAGUCUGAGGUUCUGAAUCCUCUGGACUAGGUUUUCUUUAAGGCUGUCUCUAUAUUUUUCUGUGUUGAGCUUUCUUUCUACUCUGAUGAGUCCUUCAGUCCCUGCAGCUGUAAAACACCCCCACAACAUGAGGCUGCUACUAGCACACUUUACUUUUGAGAUGGUACUGUGCCGGUGAUGAGCAGUGCCUGGUUUCCUCCAGACAUGAUGCUUGGAAUUAAGAUUCAUCAGACCAGAGAAUCAUGUUUCUUACAAUCUUAGAGUUCUUUAGGUGCUUUGUUGCCAAUCCAAGUGUGUUUUCAUGUGUCUUCACUGAGGAGAGGACUGUGUUUGGCCACACCGCCAUAAUGAACGGAUUGCUGGAGUGAUGCAGUGAUUUUUGUCCUUCUGUAAGUUUCUUCCAUCUGCAUAUGUGAUCCUGGAGCUCAACUAGAAUGACCGUCAGUUUCUUGGUCACCACUCUAACCAAGGCUCUUCUCCAUCAGUUACUCAGUUGAGCCAGGAGGCCAUCUCUAGGAAGAGUCCUAGUUGUUCCAAACUUCUUCCAUUAUGGAUAAUGGAGGCUACAUGCUUCUUUGAACCAUCAAUGCAGCAGAAUUGUUCCUGAACUCUUCCUCAGAUGUGUGGCUUGACACAAUCCUGUCUCUGAGCUCUACAGGCAGUACUUAUCUCAGUGCUUGGUUUGCUCUGAUAUUGAGAGGUUUGUGCCUUUCCAAAUCAUACCCAUUUGCAUUUGCCACAGGUUAACUCCACUCAAAGUGUAGUAACAUCUACAAGCGAUAUGAGUGCUCAUGAGCUGAAUUUCAAGUGUCCCAGAAAAGGGUAUGAAUAUUUAUGCAAUAAAUAUUAAUUUAAUAUUAAUAAAUUAGCAAAUGUGUUUUGUGGACUGAUUUGGAAAAAAAGUCAUUUAAAGGAGUUUAACAUAAGGCUGCAAUGUAACAAAAUGUGAAAAAAAAGGGGGUUUGAAUACUUUCGCAAGGCACAGUAUGUGGCAGCUGAGUGGACAUCCAUUCUGUCACUGAGGGAGUGUUUACACAACACCAUUUUCAACUAAAAAUGUAAUGUUUUUAAGCAUUUUGGCCAUUCAUUUACACAAAAAUUGCCUUUUGGAGGCCUUAAAACUUGAUAUCAAACUGCAAGUUUGAAAACGAUUCCAUUGUUGCUUCUACAAAAAUGAAUUUGUGAUAACGGUGAUGUGCAAGCGCAUUAUGUUUUUGUGUACUGUUUCUAUACAAAGUGACAUCGCCAACUACUGGCCUGGCAUUCACAAUACACCAUUUUUAGUUGUGUUAGUGGAUACAUGUAAACGUGAACUUUGAAAACGCAAAGAAAAACGUUCAGUUUUUAGUACACUGUCGUGUAAACAUACCCUGAGUCAAGUCUAUGGAUCACCAUAAAGUUUCUCUGUUCUAUUAAGCUUUAUGAAACAAGUGAUUGAUUAUUAUGACUACUACUAGUCUUGAACUAUUUAGUGUGUGCCUGACCUAUAGUAUAGUUACUGGUUGCCGUAGCAGGUACACAAAGUAUUGGAAUUAAAAUUAGACUUUAGACUAAGAUACAACAUAAAAACAUUAUUAAAUGCAAAAAUGCAUUUUGAUUGUUCAUUUUACGUGAAAGCUUUAUCUGUAAUUUUUUCAUUAGUUAUCUUCAUCAGGCCUGUUUGCAAAAGCUGUUCACACACACUGAAGUGCUCAGAUGAACAAAUCAGGUGUAAUUCCCGCCUUUGCAUGUGCAAAACUACUUGGUUUUGCUGCUGGCUUACAUGAUUAUGAUAAAAACAUCUGAUUAUUUUCUGUUGACUUAGAUAUUUCUUCAUCUCACUGUCGUUUAUUCAAUGAAAAAUGCUAAAUGGUGUUUCAGAAACAUCUCCAGACAAUGCUUGUAAUUGAUGUUAGCACAGUUAAUGUUGUCUGGAUCUUGACAUUUGCAUUUUUCUCGACUUGCAACAAUUCUGCAUCUGAUUUGAUUACCUUUAUAGUGUUGUGUUGUACAGUGUUUCCUCUCACAGAGAUCGCUGUUGUGUGUUUGUAAUGCUCAGAGAGAGAACAAAAGCAAAACAAAAGUGUCGAUUCAGUAUUUAAUGUGUUGCAAAAAGCAUUUGGUCCAUAUCCUUCAGUGGCUUCAUAUAGUUGAGGUGUUAAUACUAUUCGUUUGGUGUGGAAAUGAUUGGAUUUUUCCGGUUUCCAAUCUGCUGUAAGUUCUACCUGUGAGCAGUUCUGAAGAGGUAGCUUUGAUAGUAAUAAACUACUGGAUUUGCAGCGUGCAGAAACAAUAGGGAAGAAACUCUGUCUGUCCGUAGGCUAUUUUCAGUAUAUAUCGUACGUAGCAUUAGAAAGCAUUCGGUAAACGUUUUUAAACGUUUCUUGCUGCAGUUGAGGGGCCAGUAGAAGUCAAUGUAGUUUGGGUAAAGUGUCCUUAUUCUCUGAUCACUGCCACCCCCAUUUCUCCUGCCCACUCCAUUAUCCAUGUGCAAUAUUUCAUGAACUAUAAAAGAAUAAACACUACUAUUUAUUUGUCUUGUUUAAAGCAGUAAUGUUCUCUGAAUCACAUACACUACCAGUCAAAAGUUUUUGAACAGUAAGAUUUUUAAGGUUUUUAAAGAAGUCUCUUCUGCUCACCAAGCCUGCAUUUACUUGAUCCAGAGUACAGCAAAAGCAGUAAAAUUUUGAAAUAUUUUUACUAUUUAAAAUAACUGUUUUCUAUUUAAAUAUAUUUUAAAAUGUCAUUUAUUCCUGUGAUUUCAAAACUGAAUUUUGGCAUCAUUACUCCAAUCACAUGAUCCUUCAAAAAUCAUUCUAAUAUUCUGAUUUGCUGCCCAAAAAACAUUUAUUAUUUUUAUGAUGUUGAAAAUAGCUGGCCAAAAUUUUUUUAGGUUUCUUUGAUAAAUAAAAAGUUCAUAAGAACAGCAUUUAUUUGAAAUAGAAAUCUUUUGUAACCUUAUAAAUGUCUUUAUCAUCACCAUUAUUUCAGAUAAAUGCUGAUCUUUGGAUCUUUCUAUUCAAAGAAUCAUGAAAAAAAUGUACUCAACUGUUUUAAAUAUUGAUAUUAAUAAUAAUAAAUGUUUCUCGAGCAGCAAAUCAGAAUAUUAGAAUGAUUUCUUUAGGAUCACGUGACACUAAAGACUGGAGUAAUGAUGCUGAAAAUUUAACUUUGAUCACAGUAAUGAAUUGCAUUUUAAAAUAUAUUGAAAUAGAAAACAUUUAUUUUUAAAUUAUUUUAAAAUUUUACUGUUUUUGCUCUACUUUGGAUCAAAUAAAUGCAGGCUUCUUUAAAAAACAUUCAAAUCUUCCUGUUCAAAAACUUUUGACUGGUAGUGCAGAAUGUGAGGAUUCGCUCUAUAAAUGCAUGAAGAACUAUUUGGGAAAUAGUUGACAGUAUUAAUAAUAUUAAUUAUUUUUACUAUUGACUAUUAAAUCAUAUUCCUAAAAUAACACCUUUCAGCUAAUCAAGACAUUAUUUAGUCUUAUGAAACCUCCUUCUAUUUGUGGACAUCCUCAAAUUACUUGAUAGUUAAUACAUAUAUUGUUUUGGUUUGUUUGUUGUUGUUUUUUUCCCAAUAUGUACAUAAUUUUUAUUUGUAAACAAUCACAGAUUUUGGUUUUGCUUCUUAACUUACAUCUCAAGGUCCUUUGGUCACUAUUGGUGUCAGUAUUGUAGCCAACACUCAGGACCACCAUUGCUUUUAUUAUUUGUAUUAUUAUAUUAUUAAUUUCUCAUAUGACUAUUUUUUCAUUUUCAGUCAGUACAUUCCCUGCCAGUAACUUUAUGCCUUAACUUUUUAAUAAGGUGCAUGUUCGUUUUUUUCCAACUUUUGCAAACAGAGGGUUUCUUUCUAUGCCUUUUUUUUUGAGAGCUCUAAAUUCAUUUAUUUUAAAGUGUGUUAAGCAUCCAGUAUUUACUUUUAAAUGUCAUUCUGUUUGUGAUAAAUCGUCAACAGCUGAUCAAAUGUAAUUAAUUUUGUAAAAAACAAACAAUGUACUUCCUAUAUUACACCACUGCCCCGAUAAAACCAUUUUCCCUUCCUUCCUGAGAAUAAUAGAUGUUUUUUUUUUUUCUCAUUUAAAGUUCUAUUUCAUGUAAUGGCAUGUUGAUAAGGGAUGAUGAGAAAUGAAUCCAAAAUAAGUGAUAGCCAUUUACUAUGCAAAUGUGUACAGUGCUGCAUGCUAAUGCUUUACCUGCCUCUGCAAACUUAAUGGCUUCAAAUGGAGUUCAAAUGGAAUUGUGGGUAUUACUUGUGCAGGACUGUAUUUGAGAGAAAUGCAAAACUGCAUGCAUAAUAUUCCAUUUGCAUCGUCAGAUUAAAGAGACACUAUAUGGUUUUUGGGAAAUAGAUGUGUAAAAUGAAGUAAGUUUUCUUUUGUAAAAUAAAUUUGAAUGUAAAACA